This is a messenger RNA of Frankliniella occidentalis (western flower thrips), 1674 nucleotides long. RefSeq lists its product as uncharacterized. NCBI's taxonomy places the organism in Eukaryota, Metazoa, Arthropoda, Insecta, Thysanoptera, Thripidae. The record is from RefSeq and is a predicted model, not a curated record.
GCACCAACAGCUACUGUCAAGUACACUUACGAAGGCCAGAAGGACUUUCUCAAGCAGAUGAAUCAAGCAAAAUCUAUUGAUAUGCUUGACUUGACAGAACUCAAGAGGAUGUCAAGCAGCUUCAUUGGAAACUGGUAUCCAAAAUGGAAGCCUUGUAAGAAAUUGGACAUUGUUACCAGCUCUAUCUUGGCCGCUACAGAUGAUGUCAAGGCCCUGGAUCUGGGUGAUGGCGAGUGGGCAGGAGAGGACAAGUAUGCGCAAGAUCUGGCGUCUAUGCUGAGGAAGUACAAAGCGACCCUUAGGGAAAUCCGAGUGGCCAAGAGUACCCUAAUUGACCGACACGAGACAGUCGCGAGUCUCAACAAAAAAGGGCGUCAGUCGAGACACGCCCAGAUAAAAAUAUCGAAGUGUAACAUUAUGGGGCUGGUUGCUGGAUUGCCGAAAUUAACCACCUUAAAGCUCACUCUGGAUACUUCGCACUGCGAAAAUUCGGAAUACAACGGGGAGUUCAAUGCCGCCGCGAAAAAGAAGCUGUUUUCCAAGGUUAAUCAGCUCGAGGUGUUUCUGACACCCCGAUGGAUCGAGUGGCACGUUGGUGGGGAGGUUGUAAAUUGCGACAUGGAUGCAGCGAAUACAUCAAAUGAUGAGGACGAGGGUCCCUCAUGUUCCAAAAGGUGGCGUCGAGAGACACAGGAAGACCAGAUGGCUUCAGAUCUCCUGAAGUAUUACAAGCAUGUGAUCUCACACUUCGAUAUGGCGGACUUCCCGAAGACGAAGACAGAUCCACCCAUCCUCGGCCUAAUUAGUGGGCUCACUGCCCUGCGCUCAGUAGUACUCAGAGCAGAAAUGCUUCCCGCUGUAAGUGGACUCCCGCAGCUCCAGACAAUAGAGCUGCAUGUGAGUGGCCGCUUAUCACGUGAGAUCGUCGAGUCACUAGUGGAGCUGUUUGCGACGAAAGGUCCAUUGCAAAACAUCAAGCAUCUAGAUAUCAAAGUGAAGCAGACUCGAAUUGAAGACCAUGUGAGCGCGCUGCUGGGCGCCGUCGCCGGCCACUGCCGCCGCCUUGAGGUGCUCAAGCUGACGGCCAGCGGCUGGCGCGAGGCUGACCUGACUGCGCUGCUGGAGGGCGGCGCGCCCCUGCGGGAGCUUCACCUGUCGCGGUGCGGCGCGGUGCUCCCCGCCCACCUGCCGCUGGUGGCUGCGCUGCCGAAGCUCGUCACUCUGCGACUGCCCAGCCGCCUCUUGGGCAAGCCGGGGGCCGACGCGGUCGCCGACCGCCGCGGCCUCGACCUGCGCUGGGAGUUCUAGUGACAUGACGCGGCGGUGGACUGACGCAGCUGCGCCACGAUUGAGGAUGAGUUAAUCUUCAAUUUCCAAAAAUGUUGACGUAGUGUGAUAAAUGAUGACCUGGUGCAUUCUCGCAAUGUUUUGGACUUUUAGUAAAGUGUUUAAUUAUUUUUUUUACUAUUUCGGUUAUGAAAUAACUACUCAUUUAAUUAACUGACAUUUGUAUCGUCAGAAUGCCCUCUGAUUUAAUAAUGAAGUGUAUUUUCCUACAUUUUGUUCAGUACCUUUUAUAUGUUGAUAUUCUCAAUACAGUCUUGGAGUAUUCUCCGAAUUACUUUGUUAAACGAAAUAUUAAAUGACACUAGUUAAGUACUAGUAUUUUCUCAA